CCGGGCGCGAUGCCGCACGUGGAGAUGCUGCUGCUGGCGGCCGCGGCGCUGUGGGUGUGCGUGCGCGGGCAGGAGCCCGGCGCCAAGGCGGUGGCCGACCGCUACGCCGUCUACUGGAACAGCUCCAACCCCAGAUUCCAGCGAGGUGACUACCACAUCGAUGUCUGCAUCAAUGACUACCUGGAUGUGUUCUGCCCUCACUAUGAAGACUCAGUGCCAGAAGAUAAGACCGAACGCUAUGUUCUGUACAUGGUGAACUUUGAUGGCUACAGCUCCUGUGAUCACACCUCCAAAGGGUUCAAGAGGUGGGAGUGUAACCGGCCGCAUUCCCCAAAUGGACCAUUGAAGUUCUCGGAAAAGUUCCAGCUCUUUACGCCCUUCUCACUGGGAUUUGAGUUCAGGCCAGGCCGGGAGUAUUUCUACAUCUCUUCUGCAAUCCCAGAUAAUGGAAGGAGAUCCUGCCUAAAGCUGAAGGUGUUUGUGCGACCAGCAAACAGCUGUAUGAAAACUAUAGGUGUUCAUGAUCGUGUUUUCGAUGUUAACGACAAAGUAGAAAAUUCAUUAGAACCAGCAGAUGAUACCGUACAUGAGUCAGCCGAGCCAUCCCGUGGUGAGAACGCAGCACAGACACCAAGGAUACCCAGCCGGCUUUUGGCAACUCUGUUGUUCCUCCUGGCAAUGCUUUUGAUAUUAUAGCACAGUAUGCUCCGGCAACCUGUCACAGAAAAUACCAGGGUCUUGGAACAUCAAAGAUCCACCUAACUGCUCAUCCCAGGAAAGGGACUUUAUUGUUUUUGCAGAUGUCAAAUUGUUAUUUUUCCCUUUUUUUCUCCCUUUUAGCCUGAACUCAGCAAAAAUUCGAAGGGGAUAACUAGCUUCAGCGCCCACCCCUACCUACCCUGUGACUUUCUUAACCCCUCCAUAUAAAUAAAAGGACUCCAAAUGAAAAUGCCAAACUAUAA
This is a messenger RNA of Prinia subflava (tawny-flanked prinia), 962 nucleotides long. RefSeq names its product ephrin A5 (gene EFNA5). Gene Ontology annotation, biological process: regulation of cell-cell adhesion; axon guidance; regulation of actin cytoskeleton organization. Gene Ontology annotation, cellular component: external side of plasma membrane; plasma membrane. Gene Ontology annotation, molecular function: ephrin receptor binding. The transcript is spliced from 5 exons. The coding region runs from base 10 to 696 and encodes 228 amino acids. Lineage: Eukaryota; Metazoa; Chordata; Aves; Passeriformes; Cisticolidae. The record is from RefSeq and is a predicted model, not a curated record.